AUGACCGGCACAAGCAUCACACCACCUUCACGCUCGACCGGACCCGAAUCAGUGCUCAUCAUCGGUGGAGGUGCGACCGGUCUGGUAACGCUGCGCAACCUUGUGCAAGAGUACGGCCACGACUCUUCCGGCUCGUACGCACUGUUUGAGCCCUUGCUCGUCGAACGUCGCAGCGAUGUCGGAGGUGUCUGGUAUUGGUCCGAUGACACCUACUCGCUCGAACGUAACAUCGGCGCCGAUAAGGUACAGGGUCAGUCUCCGCUUUUCGAUCACAGGGGUCAACCACACUGGCCGUCUCCGGCGUAUCUCAACUUGAGAGGCAAUGUACUGCCCGAGUUUCUCGAGUUUUCAGGCAAACGCUUCGAGCCGCCAAAGAACAACGAGGUGUUUCCGAGCUUGGAAGAGACGCAUCUGUAUUUGAAAUCGUUCGCCGAACCGUAUCGGCAAUACAUCAAGACAGGCGUCGAAGUGCUGCGUGUACACGAGCUGCCAAAUGAUCAAGGCUGGCAGGUGACGUUGAAACAUUGGACGUCGUCCGAGCUCGAUGCUGCGCAAGCCGUCAGUUUUACACCGAAGCUCGAAACGAAACGAUUCGAUCGAGUGAUUGUCGCUGCAGGCUGGUACGAUACUCCGUACUAUCCAGACGUCCAAGGCAUCUCUCUCGCAAAAGAAUACGGUCAUAUCCAUCACUGCAAGCACUAUCGCGAUUCGACGCCCUACAUCGCCAAAAAAGUGGUAGUGGUGGGCAACAACAAUUCGUCCAACGAAGUAGCUGCGCAUCUGGCCGCUUUGAAUUCAGCCGCCCAUCCAGUGUAUAGGUCGAGUAAGAGUGCUGCUAUCGAAAAGUGCCCCGCUCUUCCAGACGAAAGGAUCAAGGAUGUCGGUAUGAUCACACGAUACACCGUCGUCCACUCUACCGCCGAGAAAGCAAGCAAAGGUACAAAGCUCGACUUGACAUUACUCGACGGGAGUGUGAUCCGAGAUGUCGACUAUGUCAUUUUAGGUACUGGCUAUGGACAAAAGUACCCAUGGUUGCACGUCCUCACUGAUUCGGCUCGUCUCACCAACUCUUCCGAAACCCAAGUGCUGACACCGGAUUACCUGAAAGCUACUCGCGUACCCUUCCUGUACAACCAUGCGUUUUUCAGCAAGUCUCCGCGUCUCACGCUGGCGUUUGUCGGACUGGUGGUUUCCUACAUGCCGUUUUCGUUCAACGAUCUACUCAGUGCGUGGAUCAUUGCUGUUUGGUCAGGCAAAAUCACCUCGGUCCCGCAAUCCAUCACGGACCGACUCAAGUUCGAAACGGAUCGUCUGCACUACCUGUACACACAGCGACUUUCAUCCGCUACCACCGAGGAAGCCAAGAAAAACACCGAUCCAGAUGACCCUACCACCUACGCCGGCUACCAUCUGUUAGGUGGAAGUCUCAAAGACGGUCCGCCAAGCGAGAUGCACUUUGCCGCUGAAUUGUACAACGAAUUGGCGCAAGCAGAUAAGGAGAGGGUAGCCAAAUUCACGUACAAGUGGGAUGAAGAAAGAGAGCAGAAGCAAACAUCAAUGUACAGACGCAAGAAACAGUGGUUGGAGGACAACAGUGAUCGCAUCAAGCACGAUCCGUUCGACCUGUUGGGUACCAAUGCUCACCGGUAUGGACAUUUGGUCGACCAGUUAGUGCAUCCACAUUGGCGAAAUCGCGCUAACACUCACACUGCCGAGCUGACGCGCAGAGCAAAUCUAUAG
This is a messenger RNA of Mycosarcoma maydis (corn smut), 1740 nucleotides long. RefSeq lists its product as uncharacterized. Lineage: Eukaryota; Fungi; Basidiomycota; Ustilaginomycetes; Ustilaginales. The record is from RefSeq and is a predicted model, not a curated record. The transcript has a single exon. Bases 1 to 1740 code for a protein of 579 amino acids.